Molecule: messenger RNA, 1548 nt
Organism: Aspergillus calidoustus
Lineage: Eukaryota; Fungi; Ascomycota; Eurotiomycetes; Eurotiales; Aspergillaceae
Source: the annotation of a GenBank genome assembly
AUGGGUGCCGACACUUUCGAGCUUGGUGGAAGACAGUUUCCUCGGGUGACCUGGUGGAAAAAUCCAAGCAUGCGCAAAACCUAUAUCUGUCUCAUGUUUGUUGUCCUGACCUCGGCCACGAACGGAUAUGAUGGUUCGAUGAUGAACGGACUGCAGACCUUGGCACCGUGGCAGGAACACUUCAACCACCCCAGCGGAUCACUCCUUGGAAUCCUCAGCGCUAUUCUGUCCCUUGGCUCAAUUGCCGCCUUACCUGUUGUGCCCUAUACAGCUGAUUUGCUGGGCCGCCGGAUGGGGAUUCUAAUCGGAUGUUCAAUUAUGAUAAUGGGAGUUGUCCUUCAAAGCAUCAGCGCCAACUAUGGAAUGUUUUUGGCCGGUCGUUUCUUCAUUGGAUUUGGUGUCGCCAUUGCCCAAGGAGCAUCGCCUCUGUUGAUCGCUGAGCUCGUUCAUACUCAGCAUCGUGCGAUCUUCACGACGAUAUACAACACAACGUGGUAUGUGGGCGCCAUUGUUGCCGCAUGGCUCACAUUCGGUACCAACAACAUCACGAACAAUUGGGCCUGGAGAGCCCCGACUAUUGCGCAGGCUGUACCAUCUUUGAUCCAGAUAUUCUUCAUCUGGUUCAUUCCAGAGUCUCCACGUUUCCUUGUUUACAAGGGCCAGAGCGAGAGAGCUCUCAAGGUUCUGGCUGAUUGCCACGCAAACGGGGACCAAGAGGAUGAGGUUGUUCAAUUGCAAAUGGAAGAGAUCCGGGAGACAAUCAGGCUGGAGAAGGAAUUUGAGAGCAAUUCAUGGCUUGAUUUGAUCCGUACGAAAGGUAACCGACACCGCAUGAUCAUUCUUAUAUCUGCCGGUCUCUUCUCGCAGUGGUCCGGUAACGGGCUUGUCUCAUACUAUAUCGUCAAGAUCCUUGACAACAUUGGAUACACCGACCCUGUUGAACAAAACUUGAUCAAUGGCUGUCUUCAGAUCAUGAACUUCAUUGUUGCCUUGACAAUGUGCUUCUUCGUGGACAAGCUUGGCCGCCGCAGGCUGUUCCUCAUUUCAACAGCUGGUAUGUUGGUGGCAUUCAUCGUAUGGACAAUUUGCUCGGCUCGGUAUGAUGAGGCGGGCAACCGGGCGGCGGCAAACUCUGUGAUUGCAAUGAUUUACAUUUACUACCUCUUUUACAACAUUGCAUGGUCUGGUCUGCUCAUCGGAUACACUGUGGAGAUCUUGCCGUACAGUCUCCGCGCCAAGGGUAUGACAGUGAUGUGGUUGUGCGUUGAUGCUGCACUCUUCUUCAACCAAUACGUCAACCCUAUCGCACUGGAUAACCUGGGCUGGAAGUACUACAUCUUCUACUGCGUAUGGCUCGGCGUCGAGCUGACCGUGGUCUGGUUCUUCUACGUUGAGACGCGCAACACACCUCUUGAAGAGAUUGCGAAGUACUUUGACGGCGAUGCGGCAAUGGUUGGAGGUGCCGGGGGCACGGAGAAGGCACGAGAGCUGGCGGCUGUGAUUCAUGUUGAGGAAACUGUUUCCGAGUCUCGGGGAGAAAAGGCUUGA